GGCCCUUAAAAUCGUAUGCCACCAAAUAACUUUCACUCAUUCGUGUAUUUCGUACAGUCGGCGCUAAUAUACGCAGAUCACUCUAUACGCUCACCCAACGGACUACGCACAACAUUCAAAUAGAUACCGCCUUCGGCCUGUAUCACAACCGCUUUGCGAUCCAGCUGCAUGGGAAUCUUGGUGCGCGCACAAGUCGUCACUUUGUGGUUAAGUAGAAAAUAGCCCCUCUACAGCAAACGUCAUGUCAGUCUACAGCUACCAACUACUGAUAACAAUAGUGCUCAUCUUUAUCAUUAUGACCUUACUACAACUCUGGUUUCAACGCCGUUACAGUUAUUGGCAUCGUCGCAAAAUACCAUAUCUCGAGCCCACACCUUUUGUGGGAAAUCUUAAAUCACUACUGAUGUUACGCACUUCUUUCGGCGAAUACUUUCGAGCGCUCUACGCAGAGCCCACAUUCCAAACAGCGCCGUUUUUCGGUUUCUUUAUAUUACAGACGCCCGCUUUGCUUAUACGCAAACCCGAAUUGAUCGAACAGUUACUCACAAAACAGUUCAAUAGUUUUCCCAAUCGUUAUGAGGCUGCCGAUCUGCAUAGUGAUCCAAUGGGAGCGCUGACACUACCCUUGGCAAAAUAUGCGAUCUGGCGCAAGAGUCGACGUGAGAUUUCAAAACUAUUCACCAGUGGACAUAUAAAGAAGGUGAUGUAUCCCAAACUCAUUAUGUACGCCGAACAAUUAGAAGGGUAUAUCGCACGUAAGACGAAACAAGACGCUAUCGGCGUCGCUGCGGUCAUUGAGGUCAAAGAAAUGUGUGCGCUCUAUACAACAGACGUCACAGCUGCGCUAUUGUAUAGCAUCGACACGGCAGGCCUACGCAACGAUGGCUGUGAGAUGCGCGCACAGUGUGUAGAACUAUUCGAACCGAGUCUGCGUAAGGUUAUCGAUUUCUUUGCAAUAUUUUUUCUACCGAAAUCAGUGCGUUUGCUCAAAUCAAAACUAUUUACACUCAAAUACGCCAGCUACUUGCGGCGUUUGGUGCAGGAACGCUUGGAUAUAGGCAAACGCGCACAUGAUAGUGGUGAUCUUAUCGAUUUUCUGCUGAAAAUGCAACACAAUUUGAAGUACACCGAGCCGCACAGCGGUUGGCUGCGACAUCCGGACUUUAUUGCCGCGCAAGUGGGCAUUUUCUUAUUAGCGGGCUUUGAGACGUCGUCUUCGCUAAUCGCGUUCAUCUUAUACGAAUUGGCAAAGCAACCGGCAAUUCAGCGUACAUUAAAAGCCGAAAUAGCCACACAUUUGCGUGCUCCACAAGUUGUGAGUUACAAACAGUUAUUACAUAUGCCUUACUUGAGUAUGGUGGUCGCCGAAGGAUUACGUCUAUAUCCGACAGCACCCUUUAUUAAUCGUGAGUGUCUUCCGUUUGGCGAGCACCAGACUUUGUGGUAUGAGAAGGGCAAAAAGUAUUUGAACAUACCCAGAGAAGUACCGGCAUAUGUUUCCAUUUUGGGUUUACACAGUGAUCCGAAGUACUGGCCCAAUCCACAACAUUAUGAUCCACAAAGAUUUUCGCCAGAGAGACUACACACCAUUAAACCAAUGACUUAUAUACCAUUCGGAGCCGGACCCCAUGGUUGUAUUGGCAGUCGACUUGGUAUACUGCAAGUCAAGCUGGGUUUGUUAUAUAUCUUAAAGCGGCAUCGUGUAGAGUUGUGUGAAAAAACUUUAAAAGAAAUACGAUUUGAUCCUAAGAGAUUCAUGCUAGAAGCCAAGGGUGGGCUUUAUUUGAAGUUUGUUCAAGAAGAGUAAAUAUAAUUGAAUUUUUUUCAAGAAUUUUUGAAAUCUUCAGUUCUUUCUUAAUUACGUGAUUUGAUUUAAAAUAGCUUACAUCGGAUAUAUUGACGGAGUUGACAAUUAAAUUAUUGCCCUAUUUGGAUAAAAUAAAUGAAAUGUGUAUUCCUAAAUGGACAAUAAACUCAAAAGGUUUAAGUAAGCUUUUUAUAAGGGAUGCUUUUUCAAAGGAUUAGGUUAGGUUAGAUCCCUUCGAAAAAGUGUACCUGACGAGUCAGAAUAAAAUGUAAAAACGAUUCAAUAUACCCAUCGAACAGACAAGUUUUAAGCAAGCGAAGAAGAGUUGCCACCAUUAAAAAAAUUUAAAUUAAUUAAAAAUGAUUUGAAUGGUAAACAUUUGAGAUAUAUUACAUCAAUAUACAUAAAUUUUAUUAAAACUAUUUUUACUACAAAUAAAUAGACAAUAUAAAUGAAAAUCUUACUUCAAAUACAGUUAUUCAACAGUUUAAUCUCUAUACAUGUUGGACAUGACAUCUGACAACUCCCACUCACUUCAAAACAAUGGAUCAGGCACGAGUUUCAGUUGUAUGUCACACAUAGCCUUUAAGAUGACGGCACGUGGCUCCAAAAGUAUUUUCGUCGGCGUCUUUUCACAUGUUGUGACAUAGUGAUUACGGAAAAAGUAGAGUAGCCCCAACUUCGUUUGCAUCAUUGCGAAGCGCUCACCGAUACAAUUAUGUGGUCCAAUGCCGAAAGGCAUAUAGGCAU
Zeugodacus cucurbitae (melon fly) is the source of this 2557-nucleotide messenger RNA. It is a transcript of the gene Cyp6t3, whose product is annotated as probable cytochrome P450 6t3. The record is from RefSeq and is a predicted model, not a curated record. Gene Ontology annotation, molecular function: iron ion binding; heme binding; monooxygenase activity. Lineage: Eukaryota; Metazoa; Arthropoda; Insecta; Diptera; Tephritidae. Gene Ontology annotation, biological process: response to DDT; insecticide catabolic process. The coding region runs from base 242 to 1807 and encodes 521 amino acids. The transcript has 3 exons.